Molecule: messenger RNA, 1184 nt
Organism: Daldinia vernicosa
Lineage: Eukaryota; Fungi; Ascomycota; Sordariomycetes; Xylariales; Hypoxylaceae
Exons: 2
Coding region: 348-998 (216 amino acids)
Source: RefSeq, a predicted model, not a curated record
CCAAGGUUGGGAUCACGUUAAUCCUCCACGUCCCCAUUAUUCAAGCUUUUAAAAUAACACGUUAUUUCAGGCAUAUCGAAUGUCAAUCCUAUUAUUUCCAUUUAGAGCCUCAACACGCUGACACGAUAUGUUUGGUACACCGUCUUGUGAAGAUUGGCAUAUAUGUUGCCCUUUUCUAUAGUAGAAAGGCUAAUACCUAGUACAGAUCUACUUAACCCCGAACUCAUAUCCACACCAAGGAAAUAUCGUAACGAUUCCCCGGAUUAGGAAUGUUGUCGAGCAUUGAUGGAUCCUAUCACUGAUUCCGAGAGUUGAUCCAAGUGGCUUUACUGAACGUAUUCUACAUUAUGUCCGAAAUUCUCUUCGUUUAUAAUCAAACUUUAUCGCAAUGUGAGAGUCCGGCAACUGGCAGUCGGAGGAGAGUGCUUUACAACAGCACUGAGGCGGCAAGUGCUAUGGAGACAGCGAACAGACCAACCGAAAUGCCGUUCACAGCUCCGGCGCCUGACACAGGGAUUUGCCCACCGCCAGUAGCGUUUGGCGUCACCCCGCCGGUACCCAUCGGCAUCCCAGUCGUCGUCCGUGUCUCAUUGGCCGUGACAGGACUAGACGUGGAUGGUUCUGUUGGUGUAGAAGUUACCCAACUGCUAACCGCAGCUGUCGUAUACGAGCCGGAUAUGCCGGUGGAGGAACCAACCGACUGUGAGAUGGAAGUCAUCUCACUCAUGGGAGAAACAGUGCUCGACAUGCUCAAGGCAUGCGGCAUGUUUUCCAUGCCAGACGUCUGUGCUACGGCACAGCUGGCCAACAUCAAAAUUGCAAAGCUUUUGGUAGCCAUGUUCCUAAAUCCGGUAAAGUAUUUUAAAGGGGAAAGGGAAAAGGGUGUGAUGAAGCAAGCCACGAGUUGGGAGGAUAUAACAGGUGCGAAGACGAGAGGUCAAGUAGAAGAACCUACUCGCGGCACACACAAAGGCUUACGAUCGCCUUUGAGAAGAUGACAUCGUUUACACUUGGCGAACAGGCGGGCUCGAAAGACUUCUUUCAUAUAUUAUUUGCCGCCGAGAUGCAAUUGAUAUAUUUGAAAGACAUGAAUAAUAUGCUGUAAGGUUUUUCCAACGUAACUAUUCGAAAGCAGAACUGACAUGACUAUUUCAAGUCAUGAGUUUUCAAGUCAUGAGUAUUGC